Aspergillus japonicus CBS 114.51 is the source of this 2151-nucleotide messenger RNA. Its product is annotated as Rad21/Rec8 N terminal domain protein. The transcript has 7 exons. NCBI's taxonomy places the organism in Eukaryota, Fungi, Ascomycota, Eurotiomycetes, Eurotiales, Aspergillaceae. The record is from RefSeq and is a predicted model, not a curated record. Gene Ontology annotation, molecular function: chromatin binding; protein binding. Gene Ontology annotation, biological process: mitotic sister chromatid cohesion; replication-born double-strand break repair via sister chromatid exchange; synaptonemal complex assembly. Bases 1 to 2151 code for a protein of 716 amino acids. Gene Ontology annotation, cellular component: synaptonemal complex; cohesin complex.
AUGUUCUAUAGUCAUGAAAUACUUACCUCUCCCGAGUACGGUGUCGCGACAAUAUGGCUAGUCGCAACUCUGGGCUCGAAGUCUGUUACCAGACGUCUGAACAGAAAGACUAUACUGGAUGUGGAUGUGCCUAAGGCGUGCGGCGCCAUCAUGGAGCCGGGGGCACCAAUGGCACUGAGGCUUCAGGGAAAUCUUCUAUAUGGGGUCUCAAGGGUCUACAGCCAUCAAUGCGGAUAUACGCUCACUGAUGUCCAAGCCAUGCAUGACAAAAUGAAAACAAUGCUGAAGACUCUACCGGGUGGUGGUUUGGACGCCUCCGCUGGAAAGGCUAGACCCGAGCAGCUUAUCUUGCCUUACGAUCCCUCCUUCCUGCCUGAUAGCCUCCCUGGGCUUAUCCUUGACCUCUCGAGCUUUGAUGCAUUGACCGAGGUCGACCCCAGCGCACCGACCUUCUUCAAUUGGCCGAAGACACCUAAUCUAAGCCAGUCGGUUGUUUCGCAGAACACAAGUGUGCAAUUGAGCUUGCCGUCGGAUGACAAUUACGCGGGAGGCUUAGGGGGUUUCGCCUCGGAUACCGAUACUCUUGGGUAUGGUCCGAGGAGCAUCGCCUCGGAAAGGCUCAGACCUCUCCCACUCGACGAAGAAGCGGGUGUGAUUCUUCAAGCUGAUUUCGAGUUCGAUGAGGACGGAAACAUUGUUGAGCUGGGGGCUACUCCGCCCGCUGGAGGUAUAUCACACAGUAUUGCACACAGCCACCACGAAAGGGGGAUUGCGAGUGAUCUUGGGGUCUGUGCUGAAGAAGACAUCAUUAUGGAAGAUCAGAUUAACAUGGUCGAGGACGGUUUCGAAAUGGGCGAGAGACCCGAGCAGAACACCCGAGGUGCUGCUCAUUUGCCGGCCAGAUCAACGCCUUUUCCCGACAUGGUCUUAGAUGAUGAUUCCACUUCAGAAGCGCAUGAAGUAUCAAUGGCUCAAAGACAAAGGGCCCCCAAGUUGAUACAACCGGAUGACCAGAUCGGGCUAAGAAACAGUGAACUAGCUCAUCUGAACCAGAACUUUGUGGACCUUAUGGUAAUAGCCUCGAACCAAAAGUCGAAGAACAAGCUUCCGACACUAUCGAAGAAGAACGCGGCCUUCUGGGUAUAUGGUCAGGGAAUCGGCUCUGUUGGGAAUGGAGUUGGCAAGUCUCAAGCCACGCAUCCAUUGCAUUUUUUCUCAGGGGAGCAACUUUACAACACUCUUACAGCGGCUGCUGCCAGUCUGAGUCCCAAGCGUGUUCAUGACUCCAUAGAAGAUGAGGGAGAAGAACAUAUCGGAAGACGUGUACGAGCUAGGAAUGAGGGUCAGCCGGAUGAUCUCUGGAAUCAGGAUGUUGAAAUAGGUCGCCACGCCUCAUCAGUACUCCAUGAUGAAGGCUCCUUUCAGAUGCCCUGGAACAUUACAGCCUCUAUACAUAGCUCUCGACAGGAAUCCAUUGCUCGCAACAUCCUUCCCGGUAUUGGAAGUGUUAGUGACUUUUCAUCACACGGCUUUUCUGACGCGGGUCUUUUGAGGCCACGCAGCCGCCUAACAAGCUCGAGCCCUCUUGCCGGACGUGGCUUUCCAUUCGAUAUCGAAGCACUUGACAAACUACAGCUCCCUGGUCACGAGCUGGAGGAUGUAAACAUGUUUGAGGACUUUGAUAUCUCUCAGUACCUGCACACCGAAGCGGAGGCAGAGCACGGUAGAGUCGACCGUAACAAUGCAGUCGAUGCUAUCGCGGCCGAACCUGGGCCUCCUUCUGCCAGCCUCCGAACCCACGGGGAUGACUCGCAGAGGUCCACUCUCGACCAGGAAAGUCUGAACUUCCUCGACUUCCUCACCGCCAAGAUUGCGGCACUGGCUCCUGUAGAUGAGGGAGAUGGUCGGGACCUGGUGCACCCAUCCUCAAGCUAUUUUAGUGGUAUCAAGCGAACAAUGCACUUUUCUUCGCUUCUUCCGCCCGCGAAGACAUCUCGCAUCGUGGCUACCCAAGGCCUAAUGCAUAUCCUUGCUCUGGCUACCAAAGGCCUACUCACGGUCCAUCAAGAUGAGGCACAGUACCUAGGUGGUGAAAAGUAUGGCGAACUCUACCUGUACGGCGAAAUCUGUCUCAGUUUGCCAGAGAUCUGA